This is a messenger RNA of Megalops cyprinoides (Indo-Pacific tarpon), 1521 nucleotides long. Its product is annotated as early growth response protein 1-like. Lineage: Eukaryota; Metazoa; Chordata; Actinopteri; Elopiformes; Megalopidae. The record is from RefSeq and is a predicted model, not a curated record. Gene Ontology annotation, biological process: regulation of transcription by RNA polymerase II. Bases 46 to 1521 code for a protein of 491 amino acids. The transcript has 2 exons. Gene Ontology annotation, molecular function: DNA-binding transcription factor activity, RNA polymerase II-specific; RNA polymerase II cis-regulatory region sequence-specific DNA binding.
UCCAUCAUUCUCGACCUGCAUUCGCAAAAAGUAGGACUGGGAAACAUGUUGAACAACAUGGAUUUGAGCUCUCAGCAUUAUUUUUAUUCCUCGUUUGAAAAUGGCUGCAGCCCUUCCCUUGGGAUUGAGACCAUCGGGCCAAUGGCAAACCAAGAUUUGUGCAUGGACACUGAGAGGGAAUCACCUGUCCACUUCCAUCAAGGCUGUGCAACUAAAGACCCCAAAGCUGAAACAUCGAACUCGGAUUUCUCCUUUGAUCCUAGCGAAGACUCUAACGGUAGCUCCGCACCGUCUUUCGACUACUCAGGAAGCUUCUAUGUUGAGACGUCACAGGGGGCACCGUGCAGCGCGGAUAUGCUCCUCAACAUGAUUACAGAAAUAGUUGGGAUAUCCACGCAACCCAUCGCUGAAAUUCUGCACAACGGACCCGAGUCUCUGAUUUCUUCUUCCCCGCCGCUGGAUGCAGGACUCCAGAACCAAGCGUCCACUUGCUCUGUGGGUAGCUCUUCUCCAGCACUAUAUUCGCCAGAACAAAUCUGCCAUGGUUACAAUGAGGUUCAGACUAACCUGCAUGAAUCUACACUGGCCCAAACGAAUGUUGGUGUCUCUGCUGCGGACCACGGCCAGAAGCAUAUACAACCCGAGGUGGUGACAUUUCCAGGGAUCGUUAAGAAUGAGUUCGAGAGCAGUUGUUGCCAGUGGAACCCAUUCAAUAAAUCCGAUUCUACUUUGCCCACAGAUUUAGAGGCAGAAUUAUUCCAAAUAUCAAAUUGCUGUCCUACUGAACAACAAGUGGAUGUGAAAGACUUCAUUGACUUGUUCUCUCCCAUCUGCCCUACCUCAGAAACUGCCUGCAAGUUAGAUGGCCCGAUUAAGCAGGAGCAGUGCUUCACUGAUAACUGUGCGCAGAGUAUUCCUUACUCAUCUUUCACCAACUACCAAGCGCCGGCCAUGGAUGUCGCAAAAAACACUAACGGCAUUUUCAAGCCAGAUGUUUUUCCCACUGUCGGAGUUGAGACUCUGACAAAUCAGUGCGAAUUAGCUUACACCUCGUCCGCAUUAUCCAGCACGAUAGACGAACUUCUUUAUUCGUAUCUGCCGGACACUUUCACAAGGGAUGGCACGAAUAUGGAGAAACAACCCCGUAUGAGAAAAAGCCCAGCCAACCCUAACGGGCCAGCCAAAGUGAAACCCUUCACGUGUCCUGUGGACAACUGUGACAGGCGCUUCUCCCGAUCGGACGAGCUCAAUCGACACAUUCGCAUUCAUACAGGGCACAAGCCUUUCCAGUGCCGCAUCUGCCUGCGAAGCUUCAGUCGUAGCGACCACCUGACCACGCACACCAGGACUCACACUGGAGAGAAGCCGUUUUCCUGCGACGUCUGCGGCAGAAGGUUCGCCAGAAGCGACGAGAGGAAAAGGCAUGGGCGCGUACAUCUUAAACAGAGGGAGAAGAUGGAGCUGAAGGCGCAGCUGAUUACCGCUCCCAUGUGUUCCUUCACUUUUCCCGAAGGAAUCUGA